AUGAGUACUAACAAAGGAACAAUUGAUAUUGCCUCCACGUCAGGAAGCAAAUCAAAUGAUCAAGCUGUUCUUACUCAUUUUCAAAGACCUCCUGAGAUUCAGGAUUUCAAAUUUAAAUCUCUUGAGGACUUAACAGAACUCCUUGAUAAAAAGCUUUCUAGUUUAAAUAUUAGACCAAUUGAUUUAUCAAAAAAAUUUGCUGAUAAAAUUGAGACUGUUUCUGAUUAUAAAAAUGAAACGUGGUCAGAGUUUAAUAAACUCAAGGGUUUUAUUAAAUCCAAUAGUAGGUAUGCUGACAAACCCAGAAUGCAGACUUACUAUUAUUCCCGUCCUACUCCUCAAGAUGUGUUGAUAGAGGAACGCGAUUGGAAUCAGACCAAUACGCCUUACAGCGGCUUUACUGGCCAACUUCGUGGUUGGUGGGAUAACUAUUUAUCCGUUGAAGAAAAAGUCGUGGUUAUUAAUGUUAUAGCCACUGACGAGGGAGUUGAUAACUUAGGCAUGGCUCUAGUUAAAAAUAGAGAAGAUGUUGUUUAUACCCUUGUUCUUACAAUUCUAGAACAUUUCAAUGGUAGAUUUACUAGUCAGCAUGAGACCGUCCGUACUCUACUAAAUGGGUUUAGAUGUAAAACCCUUAGUGAAUUCAGAUGGUACAAAGAUACCUUUAUGAGUAGGGUUAUGGAAUUACCCAAAAAUAAAUAUGAGCAUUGGGAAGCUAAGUUUAUAGAUGGCCUUCCCUCCUUAUUUGCUAAGAGAGUGAGAAAAGUUUUAAGGGGUAGUUACGAAGAAAUUUCGUAUAAGAAUUAUACCUUAUCUAGACAGCUGAAGAUAGAUAAGGUUAAAGAGAAAUCAAAAUUAGGAGAUUUCUGUGCCCAAUUCGAUUUACCCGGAACUUCCACCCAUAGUAAGAAGAAGAAAAAUAGAUAUCAUAGGCAUCCUAACCCUGAUAGCCCGUAUAAGAAAAAGAGGUCUAGACAUAGAUCUAAGGAAGAGUGUGAUGCUAGAAAAGCUUAUCGUAAAUCUACUAGAUUUGCGAAGAAUAGAUCUAAGCGAGAUCUUGCUGACAUUAAGUGCUAUAAGUGCGGAAAAUUUGGUCAUAUCGGCCCAAAUUGCAAGCUUCAAAAGCUGAAGACCUUAGAACUAGAUGAUGAGUUACGUGAUAAGGUUUAUAGCUUGUUAUACACUUCUGGAUCAGAAUCUGAUUAUAGUUCUAAGACUUAUUCCGAAGCUGAAGUUGAUUUACUUGAUUUAUCUGAUAGUGAUAAAGAUAUUGAUAAUACUUGCACAGCUUGCAAAAAUCAUUUAAAGGAAGUUACUGAUGAAAAACUUCGUGAAAAAAUUAUUAAUUUGGAUGCAAGUUCUUCUAGUAGUUCAAAACCUUUUGAAAAACAAAAGAACGAAUUUGAAUAUUCUACGGCUUAUUCUUUGUCUAAAAUUAAUAAACGUCUUCAUAAGACCAGUACGCCAAGCAGAGAUGCUUCUUUUGAUGACUUAAAGCAAAAGAUUAAAUUGAUUGCUGAACAAAUGGCUGUUGAUAUUUGUGUCGAUCAUCCUAGUGCCUUUUGGAAUCGGAAAAGGCACAUUGUCACUCUUCCUUACGAAGAAAACUUCUCCGAGGAUGAUAUUCCUACUAAAUCUCGACCGUGCCAGAUGAACGUUGAAUUGGUCGAAUUCUGCAAAAAAGAGAUUGAUAGUUUGUUACAAAAGGAAUGGACCCUUCGUAGGCCAGAGGCAGAGGAAAAGGAGGAACAUCACCCUCCUCCUCAGAAAGUUCAUACUCGCAAGGAUUGA
Nicotiana tabacum (common tobacco) is the source of this 1791-nucleotide messenger RNA. The record is from RefSeq and is a predicted model, not a curated record. Lineage: Eukaryota; Viridiplantae; Streptophyta; Magnoliopsida; Solanales; Solanaceae.